GCUUGAGAUUUUUAUAAACUCACAAUUUUACCUGAAUAUUAAAAAGGAAACAAAAUGAAUGAGGGGAGUGAAUACUCCAUUCACUCAAUAUGCCGAAUCUGCUUAAAUCACCUUCGAAAUGAUCCGGCGUACGACCUGUUUCUCGUUCCGGGUCUGGCCAAAAAACUGUGUGUGUGUACUUCACUCUCAGUGGAACAGCACGAUGGCUUCCCGAAAAACCUUUGCACCAAUUGCUACACCAAGCUGAACGACCUGCACGGAUUCCAGAAACUAUGCGUGGACUCUGUACAAAAGUUUCAGGAAAUGGUCGCUAGCAAUUAUUUCGUACCCGUUGCUGGUGAUAUUGAUAAAGUCGAUAUGCUGACUGGGGCGCCGGUCGAUGGGGAAGCGGAUGACGAUAACAUCAACUUUGAUCCGCUUCUGAAUACCAAGAUAGAAAUUGUGGAGACUGAGGAGGAUGUUUUUAAAAUGCUAGAUGAUGUCGACAAGGAAGCAGAGGAGGUUGAGAAGGAAGUAGAGAGGGAGGUAGAGAGGGCAAAGGAUGUAUCCAGUGAUAGUGACAACGACAAUGAUAAUGAUAAUGAUGACAAUAGGGACGUUGACUUUCAAGUGAAUAGUAGCGAUUCUGACGACGCCGUACCCUUGUCCCGCUUACGUAGUUCAACCAGAGCAAAAACGACAAAGGCCAAAACGAAUCAUGCGGAUGAUGAUGAAGAUGAUUCCUCUAGCUUUGAAUGGGCUGAGGAUAAAGAGGAUGAUUUGGAUAAACCCAAGCCGAAGCCAAGACGAAAACGCGUUCAAGUUGCUUCGGCGCCCCUCGAUGGACUGGUUGACUGUCACAUUUGUCAGGAAAAAUUCAAGAGCACCAAACUCUACGAGGAACACAUGAAACAUCACAACGAUCAAUUGCCAUUCCAGUGCUCUGUUGAAGACUGCAGGAAGGGUUUCACUACGGCUGGUGGUCUACGCCUUCAUAUGGACCACGCUCAUUCAGAAUUCUCUGAAGUGCACGCCUGCACUGCUGAGGGAUGUGAUAAGACUUUUCCUCGAUCUGUCUUACUCACGUUCCAUAUGAAAAAGGUGCACAACAUUAUCAAGACACCGUCGCGGAAUCAUCCGUGCACGGAAUGCGACAAAGUCUUCCGUUGUUCAACAGCACUCAAGAAGCACAUGUAUAAACACACUGGCGAAGAGAAGCCAAUCUCCUGUAACAUCUGUAACAAACGUUUUCACAUAAACAGCGAUCUCAGAGAUCAUCUUUUGCGCCAUGCCGGCGUGAAGAACUAUGUGUGUCCGUAUUGCGGCGUGGGCAAAACUACUCGUCAGGAAUGGAACAAACACAUACUGACCCACACCAAGGAAAAACAGUUCCAGUGUCUCCAGUGCGAUCAUGCCUCGCAUAACAAACAGGCUCUGGCCAAUCAUGUCAAGGUGGUUCAUAUGAAGAUUAAGGACUUCGCCUGUCAGUAUUGCGGUAAAACGUUUGGCAAGUCGUAUUCGUGCAAAGUUCACGAGAGACUCCACACGGGCGAAAACUGCAGCAAGUGCAAGAUCUGUGGCAAGGUGUUCCUUUUCGAGAAGGGAUUGACCAAACAUUUAAAGACCCAUGAGAAGCGCGAUAAAACACGCUCUGCUUCUGCGACUGCAGUCAAACCGAAGGGCGAUGGAGUCGCGCAAGGCACAGAAAACGCUAUCCAAGAAUUGACUCAGCCAGUGGAUGGGAAACUCAUUCCAGAAGUUUCCACCAAGCCGAAAACAUCAAAUAGAGUUGAGCGUGUAGAUAUAUCGCAGCUAGCAGGCACCUCCGUCAAUCCAAUAUCAUCAGUAUCGGUUCCCUCUUGGUCGCCGCAAGUCAACUUCACAAAGAAGGAAGGCCAGCAUAUUUGUCCAGGAUGUGGACGUGGUUUUAAUCACAUUGGCAAUAUGAAGCUCCACUACAAGAUAAUACACGAGAAGGUGAAGGACUUUGCCUGUCGAUUUUGUCCGAAACGUUUUUCGAAGGCGCAAAUUUUGAAACAUCAUGAAUGGGUUCACACUGGCGAGAAACCGUAUGAGUGCAAGGUUUGCGGCAAACACUUCCGGCAGGAGUCAGUUAUGAAGAACCAUUUGAGAAGAGUGCACGAGAAUGCGAAACCUGCAAAGGAGCCGAAACCACCAAAGACUGUUCUUAGGCCAACCGGACCACACGUCUUGCUCAACAAAAAACACGUCCUAAAGAAUUUUGAUGAGUACCAGGAUCCUGCUGCAGAGCAAGCCGCUGCAACAGCUGCAUUGAUUGCCCAACAGCAGGAAGAGAAUGAAGCGAAGCGAAGGGCUGAAGAAGAAACUCGCAAGAUUCAGGAGGCUGCAUGUGAACAACUUCAAAGGCUGCAGAAGGAGCAACUUAUCGAGAAGAUAUCCAUUAACAGCUUUCAAGUUAAAAUAUCCGAAUCGGGUGUCACUGUGGAUGACCUCAAAGUAGAUCCUACACAGAAAGAAUAAUACAGUUCAAAAUGAAAACCAUUUAAUAUUAAUAAUAUGUACUAUAUACAUGCAUUUA
This is a messenger RNA of Drosophila grimshawi, 2539 nucleotides long. Its product is annotated as zinc finger protein 595. Gene Ontology annotation, cellular component: nucleus. The transcript has a single exon. The record is from RefSeq and is a predicted model, not a curated record. NCBI's taxonomy places the organism in Eukaryota, Metazoa, Arthropoda, Insecta, Diptera, Drosophilidae. Bases 55 to 2481 code for a protein of 808 amino acids. Gene Ontology annotation, molecular function: zinc ion binding.